AUGCUAGGAGUUUCCGGGUUAAUAGACAGUUCAGGGGACGGCGCCGCGGCGGCUGAAGCUCAGGAAAGUGGUGGUGCUAUUGGUGGCACUGGUGGUGGUCAAGUGGGUGUGUUUGAGACAAUUACUGGUGGAUUCAGUGAAGAAGAGAAGGUGAGAAUGGAGGAAGGAGAGAGAAAUUCUGGUGGAAACCGGUGGCCUAGACAAGAAACACUGGCUCUUUUGAAGAUAAGAUCGGACAUGGAUGUUGCUUUUAGAGACUCAAGUCCCAAAGGUCCCUUAUGGGAAGAUGUAUCCAGGAAAAUGGCUGAGCUUGCUUAUCAUCGAAGUGCCAAGAAAUGCAAAGAAAAAUUCGAGAAUGUUUACAAGUACCACAGGAGAACCAAAGAAGGUCGAUCUUCAAAACCAGAGGGCAAAACCUAUCGGUUUUUCGAUCAAUUAGCCGCCCUCGAAAAUCAUCCUCCUCUUCCAUCACCACAUCCACAUCCACCACGACUGCAAACUAUUAUGACAACGACGACAACGGCGGUGGUGGCAAUGCCGGGGAGGUCUAAUCCUCCUAUUUUGCCACAAGUUACUAUUCCAUCAACGACGAACCAUAUAACAUUCUCUCAAGAUUCUGCCAGACCAAUCGUAAACCCUAUAAAUUCUUCGCGGCCACCAUCCCAACCGACACCAGCACCAGCGAUAACACCAAUGAACACGAAUCUUUCUCGAAAUACUACACACCCAUCUUCUCAUCCAAACAUAUCUGCAAGCAUGUUGUCAUAUUCAACUUCUUCUUCUACUUCAUCUGAUGAACAGCCCGAAAGGCGGGGAAAGAGAAAGAGAAAAUGGAAGGACUUUUUCGAGAGGCUAAUGAGGGAGGUGAUGGAGAAGCAAGAGGAGAUGCAGACGAAAUUCUUGGAGAGAUUGGAAAAAAGCGAAUGCGAUCGGAUGAUGAGAGAAGAGCAAUGGAGAGUGCAAGAAAUGGCAAGAAUGAAUAGAGAGCAUGAUCUUUUAGUCCAAGAAAGAUCAAUGGCCGCCGCCAAAGAUGCAGCAGUGAUUCAGUUCUUACAGAAAGCAACUUCACAACAAAACCCCCAAUGCAGUUCCUGUGCCCCCAAUGCAAAUUCAAGUACAAUUGCCAGCAAAUACAUUGCCACCGCCACAAUUGCAACAGACACAACCACAGCCACAAUCACAACCACCACCACCACCACCACAGCAACAAACACUGCCACCGGCACUAAAAACUGA
Molecule: messenger RNA, 1236 nt
Organism: Ilex paraguariensis (yerba mate)
Lineage: Eukaryota; Viridiplantae; Streptophyta; Magnoliopsida; Aquifoliales; Aquifoliaceae
Source: the annotation of a GenBank genome assembly